Messenger RNA from Punctularia strigosozonata HHB-11173 SS5, 270 nucleotides. RefSeq lists its product as uncharacterized. NCBI's taxonomy places the organism in Eukaryota, Fungi, Basidiomycota, Agaricomycetes, Corticiales, Punctulariaceae. The record is from RefSeq and is a predicted model, not a curated record. The annotation marks the transcript as partial. The transcript has a single exon.
AUUCAAGACUUCGACUUCCAACCCGGCACUCUCGUCCUCGUCCGCAAUUCAGAGAACGAGAAGAACCUCUCCGGAAAGACGAACCCGCGCUAUCUCGGCCCCAUGGUCGUCGUUCGGCGUAACGCCGGCGGUGCCUAUGUCCUCGCCGAGCUCGACGGCUCGCUCAGUCGUCUGCGGUACGCCGCCGCUCGUCUCUAUCCAUUCACUCCCCGCCCCCACAUCUCCGUUGACAUCUCACACCUCACCAACCUCUCCCCCGCUGAACUCGAC